This is a messenger RNA of Syngnathoides biaculeatus (alligator pipefish), 1284 nucleotides long. It is a transcript of the gene rab25b, whose product is annotated as RAB25, member RAS oncogene family b. NCBI's taxonomy places the organism in Eukaryota, Metazoa, Chordata, Actinopteri, Syngnathiformes, Syngnathidae. The record is from RefSeq and is a predicted model, not a curated record. Gene Ontology annotation, cellular component: recycling endosome. Bases 340 to 966 code for a protein of 208 amino acids. The transcript is spliced from 5 exons. Gene Ontology annotation, biological process: exocytosis. Gene Ontology annotation, molecular function: GTPase activity; GTP binding.
CGCACCAGCAGGGGGCGUCUGACUGAAACCGGGCUUUCCACCUGCGUCCUUCCGUACCUGGUAGCGCCACACCUCCACGACUGCAGCCCGGCCCCUCCCUGACCUGGAUACGCACUCAACAUGUCUCACCCCGGCCAGCCCGUAAACUAAGCCAGCAGGCAGGAAAGCAGGAAGGCUGGCAGGCUGCUCGUGUGCCAAAACCGGCUGGUUUUUCCGUCCUCGGACCUGACGAGGACCUGUCAGUUCGUGAGGCGGCGGCCGGUUGCAGACUGAGUCAGUUUCCUCAAAGGAAGAACGAGAAGUGAGUGGAGGACGAGGAAAGCAGUGGAUGGACACAACAUGGGAUCGGACGAGGCCUACAAUUUUGUCUUCAAGGUCGUUCUGAUCGGCGAGUCGGGCGUGGGGAAGAGCAACCUGCUGUCCCGCUUCACCAAGAACGAGUUCAACCACGACAGCCGCACCACCAUCGGCGUGGAGUUCAGCACGCGCACCGUGCAGCUCAACACCUUCUCCAUCAAGGCGCAGAUCUGGGACACGGCGGGACUGGAGCGCUACCGGGCCAUCACGUCGGCGUACUACCGAGGUGCGGUGGGAGCCCUCCUGGUGUACGACAUCACCAAGCACCUGACCUACGAGAGCGUGGAGCGCUGGCUGAAGGAGCUCUUCGACCACGCCGACCCCCACAUCGUGGUCAUGCUGGUGGGCAACAAGUCUGACCUGGAGUCCGAGAGGUCGGUACCCACAGAGGAGGCCAAGGACUUUGCAGAGAAAAAAGGUCUGUUGUUUCUGGAGACUUCUGCUUUGUCGUCAACGAACGUGGAGGCUGCCUUCAACACUGUCUUAACAGAGAUUCACAAGAAGGUGAGCCGUAAGGAAGUGUCCAAAGGCUCCAUCAGCGCCAUCACUUUGAACACUCCCAGAUUGGAGCCCACCGAGGAGAAGAAACCUUGCUGCAAGAACAUCUGAGCUGGACCUCCGGUAGGGGCUGAGGGGACGGAGGGGAUCCGAGCCAUCGGACUUGUGCCUUCCUUUUAAAAAUUAAAGAGAAAGGGAAAAAAAUUGACUGAUUUCAACCUUCGCAGGCUGGUGCAAUGUGAAUGAAAACAUUAUCCUGCUUGUUGUGCUGUACUUCCUGGGUGAGCUGGAUUUUAAACAGUACAACCACAAGAUGUUCUUUUUUUUUAAAGUACAGAUUUUAAAGGGAACGCUUUGUUCAAUAGCCAAUAUUUGAGGUGCAUGUGUGUGUCCCUGCUGAAAUAAAAGGAUUUGUGAUCAAAAUGCUGA